This is a messenger RNA of Acytostelium subglobosum LB1, 867 nucleotides long. RefSeq lists its product as hypothetical. The record is from RefSeq and is a predicted model, not a curated record. Bases 1 to 867 code for a protein of 288 amino acids. NCBI's taxonomy places the organism in Eukaryota, Evosea, Eumycetozoa, Acytosteliales, Acytosteliaceae. The transcript has a single exon.
AUGAUGGAGCGUGUGUUCCUAUAUCAAUUGACAAUCGCUCAGCUCAGGUACUCAUUCACCAAGGUGUUCGAUAGAUUGAAGUCGUACUGCCAUGGGUACUUCCAGGAUGUGGUUCACAAUGGAGAGCUUCGAGACAAUCAUGCAGAAAUAUGGAAAGAUGGUAUUAAGCACAAUGUUCAUCUCAUUGUGGACGGGUCAGAGCAGAGGAUUCAAGUGCCGCCACACAAGACGAUCAAGGAUCUUGUUUAUUCUGGCAAGAAAUCAAUGUAUUCUUUGGCAGUGUUGGUCAUUUGCGAUAUACGUGGCAAGAUCGUGUAUGUAGGUAAGACAGAGGGAGGCGCCCAGCCUGACGUCUCGCUCUACAAGGAUGCUGCACCUAGACUACAGGCUCUGUUCGAUGAAGAUAUUGUCAUUCUCGGUGACAAAGGAUUCAAAGGAGGUCAGAAGUACUACACCAACACCAUCACCCCCAAGAUCAAGUCGGCUUCAUUGAUCGAUCAUAUGGAGUACACAGACAAGAUGAUCAGAAAACGCACGCUCGAUGAGCAUCGCCUGCGUCAAGGAAAGGAGGCGACCAAGGUAUCUAAGAAGUUGAAGGCAUUGGAAGCCAAGGUCACCAAAGAAGGAUUCGAUGCCGAGCGUAUCCUGAGAGAGAAAGAUGAGAGCAAUCGAAUCAAGAAGGUGAGGAUCAUCAUUGAGAAUGUCUUUGGAGAGAUGAAGAAAUGGAACAUAUUGUCAGACACAAUCAGAUCACUUGGCGACCUUUCUGACAACAUUCAACGACACAACGCACUCUGGACAAUUAUCGCAUAUUUGACCAAUAUGUUCCACUCCUUUGGACGAGACGACGAUUUCUUUAAGGUCUAA